AUGGAUCUCCAGAAGGUGCUGUCCCAGAUGAUUCUGCUCCUGCUUUUCCUUUAUCUGUCACCUCUGGGAGGUCGCUCUCAUCCUCUGGGAAGUCCUAGCCAGUCUCCAGAACAAUUCAAGAUGCAGAAGCUACUGGAGCUGAUAAGUGAAAAGUCAGAGGAAAUGGCUCAGAGACAGCUCUCCAAGGACCAAGGCCUCACAGAAGAACCUCUCAAAAGAGUCCUUCGGUCUCAAGACAGCACCUUCCGGGUCCAGCAGAGACCUCGAAAUUCCAAGGCGAUGCAUACUUCAAGCUGCUUUGGGCACAGGAUAGACCGGAUCGGCUCUGUCAGUCGUUUGGGCUGUAACGGUGAGCACCUACCUUGCCACUUCCCCGCAAAGUUGCACACCCAUCCCAUCCCCACGUAUGCCGCCCUCGGAGGCCCCUAG
This is a messenger RNA of Grammomys surdaster, 429 nucleotides long. RefSeq names its product natriuretic peptide B (gene Nppb). NCBI's taxonomy places the organism in Eukaryota, Metazoa, Chordata, Mammalia, Rodentia, Muridae. The transcript has 2 exons. Gene Ontology annotation, molecular function: hormone receptor binding; hormone activity. Gene Ontology annotation, cellular component: extracellular region; nucleus; cytoplasm. Gene Ontology annotation, biological process: receptor guanylyl cyclase signaling pathway; negative regulation of systemic arterial blood pressure; cGMP biosynthetic process. Bases 1 to 429 code for a protein of 142 amino acids. The record is from RefSeq and is a predicted model, not a curated record.